Molecule: messenger RNA, 902 nt
Organism: Nicotiana tabacum (common tobacco)
Lineage: Eukaryota; Viridiplantae; Streptophyta; Magnoliopsida; Solanales; Solanaceae
Source: RefSeq, a predicted model, not a curated record
UCUGACCAAGUAGAUCUAUUUGGACAAAAUUUGAUUGGUGACCUCUUGGAUGUACCAACACCUGUUCCAGCUGAUAAUUCUACUGUCUCCAGUCAUCCAUCAGAGGUUGAUUUAUUUGCUGAUGCCAAUUUUGCAUUGGCGAAACCACAGUCUGAGAUAAGUGUAGAUCUGUUUGCUUCUCAGCCUGCCUCUUCAUCUGCAGCUCCUUCAACCAUAGAUUUUUUUUCUGCACCAGAUCCUGUUGUACAAUCCGAUAUCAGAUCUCCUAAAUCAGACAAGAUAAAUGCUACUACGGUUGAUCCGUUUGCUGCAGUUCCACUAAAUACCUUUGAUAGUUCUGAUCCCUUUGGUACAUUUGUUUCUCAUGCUGAUCCUGUAUCAGUAGCCAGUGAAAAUGCUAAUCGUGGUGGGAAUCAGGAGGAGACUCCUAGCAAAUUAGAUAAAUCUUCUGUCGAAGCUAAGCCCGCACCAAAGAAGGAUGAUUUUCAAGUCAGGUCUGGAAUAUGGGCUGAUUCAUUGAGCCGUGGACUGAUUGAUCUGAAUAUCUCUGCACCCAAAAAGGUCAACCUUGCAGACAUAGGCAUCGUGGGUGGAUUGACCGAUGGGUCAGAUGUGAAAGAAAAAGGGCCUACUACAUUUUACAUGGGCAGAGCCAUGGGUCAAGGAACCGGGCUUGGCCAAUCCGGGUUCACGUCCACAUCAACGGGUGGAGAUGACUUUUUUUCAAGUCACCAGAACUAUCAAUUUGGCAGCUUCCAAAAGUGAUUUCGCAUAUCACCACAACUGAGGUUCAUUCCUCCCAGUUCCCACUAAAUAUUCAUUUGUGAAUUUCACCUCUAAAUAGAAGUAGAGAGCAGUAGUGUGUUGGUGCACAUUAGGAAAGUGAUCAAUGUUAUGUCAUU